Messenger RNA from Durusdinium trenchii, 3170 nucleotides. The record is from the annotation of a GenBank genome assembly. Lineage: Eukaryota; Dinophyceae; Suessiales; Symbiodiniaceae.
UGUUGGUCGCAAAGGCUGAAUACAACGGUCAAAGACCUUUUCUCCUGUGAAAGUGACGAUGGCCGACGCACUAUUGGCGGUCGAAGCGUUGAGCCAAUCGGCGAAUCGAGCUCCGCCGCGCACUGAGCACGUUCUUUACUCGGUGGUAGAGCAGACGUGGCUUUCAGUCCAGCAGGUUGCUCGGCUGAGUGUUGAGGAGAAGGAGAGAAAGAUGCUGCUGCCUGGAACAUUUUGUGUUCGAAAAGGACGUCGAGCAUGUAAAUGCAAAAGAUGUGGGAAGCAGAUCCCAAAGCAUUGUAUUCAGAUUGGAUAUCCCUCUAUUGGCAGAAAUGGUAUGACUGCUACUGCAGUCUGGCUCCAUGUAGAUUGUGCUGCCCAAGACCUCAAGCUGGUUGAGAUCGCACAUGAAGGAAAGCGUGCGAUGAAAGACGCGCUGCUUGGUUUCACGGCUUUGCAAAAAGAAGAGCAGAAACAAUUGAUCGAAACGAUCUGUGUGCCGAAGACAACAGAGCAACCACAGCUUCCUGAUAGCCAAGGUUCCCAGCAUGUGGAGUUUGAAGCUCAUCCAACUCCAUCGGGUUUACUUGGUGAGUUGACAAAUGUUCAGGCGCAGGGCUUGACAUGGCUUUUGCAGCGUGAAAGAUGCGAGGACGUUCGAGGAGGGAUUCUGGCGGAUGAAAUGGGUAUGGGAAAGACUGUGGAAAUGAUUUCGCUCCUGCUGGCAAGCCCAGUGACGUUGUCUUUGGUGGUGGUUCCUCCCACAUGCUUGCCCCAAUGGUGUCAGGAAUUGAGAGAGUGGACCAAGCCAGGAGCGAUCGAAGUUUUGACAUACGCUGGUGCGAAAAGGACAUUGCCAGAAGAUUUGGGCCAGAAACGCGGAACAACUGUGGUGCUAACUACAUACGCGACCCUUGAGAGAGAGUUUCGGAGACUGGUCUGCCAAGCAGAGGAGCAGCCAAAUCACAAGCGCCGAAGGCAGUUGAGCGUCGAAGACGAUGAGAUGAGGGAUGGUGAGCAGCUUGAGGAAGCAUCUCAGGUUGACUUGUGGGACGAGCAGUUGGGCCUUGAUUUCGCUCAGUCCACUUUAUUCAAAACAAAGUGGACUAGAAUCAUCCUCGACGAGGCCCAUCGCAUCAAGAACACUCAUGGAGGCACGUCGCAAGCUGCGGUGAAUUUGCGAGGCAAGCGGAGAUGGUGCAUUUCUGGCACGCCUGUGCAAAAUAGAAUUGGAGACAUAUACGGGCUGCUUCGCUUCCUGAGGAUGCGCCCAUAUGGCUUUUAUCGGUGCAACAGGAGAGGGUGUGAUUGCGAGUGCUUCUGGGUUCGGUGCUGGGAGGGCACACUCAUGUGUCAAGCCUGCGGACAUCGUCGAUCCCAACACCGCAGCAUCUUUGCCAGUGACAUCUCGGCGCCGAUUCGUCAGUUUGGCUUUCUGGAUAGUGGCAAGACAGCGUUGGAGAGACUGCGCUUUGAGGUCUUUCAGAAACUCAUGCUGCGACGAACAAAAGCCUUGCUUGACCUUCCGGAGUUGCGCAUCAGCAUUAGGAAGAUCUCCCUCAGUCCUAGGGAAUCUCGGCGCUACAAAGCGAUGAAAGAGCAACAUCAAGGUGUACUGGAGGCUUUUAUCGCAGAAGGAACAUUGAUGAAGAAUUUUGGCCAUGUUUUCAGCAUCAUCAUGAGGCAGAGGCAAGCAGCCAACCACCCGGAUUUGCCAAAAUAUUCGGUCGAUUCAACAUGUCCUUUCUGCCAGCUUGAAGUCGAGGAAGAGCCUGUAAAACUCCACUGCGGGCGACAUGAAUGCCACGAGGUUUGCUGUCUCGAGGUGAUGAGAGAAUGUGGUGAAGACGAGAUAACUUGCCCAAGUUGCGAGCACGAACAGCGAGCUUUGCAAGGCCCGAACUUGCCCGAGGCUUUAAUGGCUGCUGGUCGCCCAGUGCGCGCAUCAAGCAAGAUCAAUACUCUGAUCGCAGAAAUCUCAGAACUUGAGGCGCCAAAGUGCUUGGUUUUCUCUAGCUUUGCUCACUUUCUUGAGCUCAUUGAGUACCACUUGAAGGAGCGCAAUGUUACUUGCUCUCGUAUUUCUGGCAAGACCAAGAUGCAGGAACGUUCUGACAUCAUCAAGCAGUUCAAUACGGAACGGGAGCCAAGCGUCCUCUGUGUUUCACUGCAAGUAGGCGGCGAGGGGUUGAACUUGCAGGCUGCAAAUCAAGUGUUCCUCAUGGAUCCCUGGUGGAACCCCGCAGCGGAGCAGCAGGCGAUGCGACGGUGUCAUCGACUCGGACAGUCGCGACCCGUAUACGUGCACCGCUUUGUUUCGGAAAACACCAUUGAAGAGCGGAUCCUUCUUCUGCAGGAGAGGAAACAACUCACCGUUGAUAGCACCAUCGGCGGCAGCAACAGCGCCUUAUUGAAACUGACAAGUUCAGAUGUGCAACUCCUGUUUCGAGACUGAUCCAUUGAACCCUGCCAAGGGCAACUUCACGGAUGAGAUUGGAGCCUCAGAUUUGAGUAGUGUUUUUGACAGUUUCAGUGUUUUUAAUGUCGAUGUCAUGAACAUAUAUAUAUAUAUAUAUAUAUUGGGUUUUUCCUUUGCAAAGUUCAAAACACAAUUUCAAUGGGCAACGGGGGCAAUUUUUGUAGGGGAAGAGUUGAGCGGAGUGGAGAUGCGGAUGCGCAGAGCAGGACACCCUGAAUCUAAGUGUAGUGUACCUUCCUCGGAAUUGUCAGUGCAGGGCUACACGGGAAAUUCAGCAGUUGCCCAGUUUGCCAGUGCUCCUGUGAAGGCAGCUACAAGAGCAGGAGCAUUCUGCAGAGCCGCACGGCCUUUAUUAUUGACAUCCUUGCCAGGAGCGGCCGUCGCUCUUCGCUACUUCGACUCCUUGGCUUAGGCGGCACCAAGGAGUGCUGUGACGAGCUCUGCGCAUCUGAAGUGAAGCACCCUGGAGGGUGCCACUCCGGAGGUGGAAAAGAAGAAGGAAGGAGAAGGAUGGGCGAAUUGCCAUGCUUGUCAUCCUAGAAGCCUUCGCAGAGCCACGCACGCCUUUGGGAGCGUGCUGGAAUUGCUGGCUUCCAAGAUCAUUGACUUUUGCGUGUGCCUUCCAAGAGAGUGGUCCUUGGUUAGAUAGAUGCCUAUGCAAAGGAGCCUGGCGGGGCUGCAGUGACUAGGGCCG